This is a messenger RNA of Chlorella variabilis, 1168 nucleotides long. RefSeq lists its product as hypothetical. The coding region runs from base 139 to 1068 and encodes 309 amino acids. The transcript has 9 exons. The record is from RefSeq and is a predicted model, not a curated record. Lineage: Eukaryota; Viridiplantae; Chlorophyta; Trebouxiophyceae; Chlorellales; Chlorellaceae.
CCAGCACUGUGUUGGAAUUGAGGAGGCCGUCCACAGCGCCCCAUUUAGGGGAUGUCUCAUGCCAGUGUAUCUGCCUGUGUGGGAGCAGCCCCUGCUCGGAAGGCGGCCCACCGAUCUCGCAGAAGGAUCAACGUGACAAUGAAGGCCGAUGCCAGCAAGCCCGAUGGAGCAGCUGCCUGGAUUGAAGAGAACAUGCCAGAUUUGGGAAAGAUCACGGGCACCAAGUUUGCAGGCGGCAGCUCCUGGUCCUCUGCCUAUGUGUACACCACCGAGAGCGGCAGGCAGCUGUUUGUGAAGACGGCGCUGGGGCGCGGCCCAGCGGCCAUGUUCCAGGGCGAGGCAGAGGGCCUCCGAGCCAUGCACGCCACCAACACAAUCCACGUGCCAGAGGUGUACCACUAUGGCGCGUUGUCCUCGCCACCAGGCGGUGGUGCGCUGCGCAGCAGCGGCAGCUUCAUCGUGAUGGAGUACCUUGACCUUCGGGGGCGCUUCGACCAGGCCGAGCUGGGGCGCCAGAUGGCGCGCAUGCACCUGGCUACGCCGCAGCAUGACCACGCCGGCAUGUUUGGCUUUACGUGCGACAACACUAUUGGUGGCUCCCCGCAGCCCAACCCCUGGGAAAACGAAUGGGUGAGGUUCUUUCGGGAACACAGACUGCGGCACCAGCUCACUCUGGCCGGCAACAGCCGCCUGAACCAGCUAGCCGAGCCGCUGCUGCGGCCGUGUGCACUAGAAACCUUCUUUGAGGGCCUAGAAGUCCGGCCCAGCGUGCUACACGGGGAUCUUUGGAGCGGCAAUAUCGCGGCAGUUGAUGGUCGCCCAUGCAUUUUUGAUCCUGCAACGUACUAUGGGCACCACGAAGCCGAGUGGGGGAUGAGUUGGUGUGCUGGCUUUGGUGGCGCAUUCUGGUCUGCCUACCACGAGCUGCUGCCGCGCGCUCCUGGGUUUGAAACGCGGGCCGACCUGUAUGAAUUGUACCACAAGUUGAAUCAUUACAACCUGUUUGGGUCAUCAUAUCUCGGUGACUGUGAACGACUUCUGGCUCGGCUUGUGACAAAGCUGAAGUGAGCGACACCUGCCUUUCUGUUUCUUUCUUAGUCGCAGUUGGAGAGUGAUGUCCUUGCCUUGCCAUUGCACCUGAUCCCUGUCUUUGGUAGAACAAUCAGCC